UCUAAAGUCUCAGCCCACACAAUCACACUAACGACAAACCCUUUUAGAAACGUCUCUUUCGAUGCUCAAAUUCACUUCAGUUCAAUCUCAUUUCAAUGACCUCUUGAUUGAUUCAAUCGUUCGGCCUGAAUUUCCCAAACUGAGAAUGGAUUCUUACUGACUUUGUGUGUACUUUGAGACGUAUUGCGUUUCCUAGUAAAUUCAGUAAUGUCAAGUAAGGGAGGGUAUGCGGCGCCGGCGCCGGCGCCGGCAGGUUUUACCACCCGCCGACGGUGCGGCGCCAGCAGCAGCAAAUGAUGCAGAGGCAUCUGCUCCAACAAUAGUAACAGCAGCGACGCCGACCGCAGAGGGUGGUGGCGGUUAAGGUGAAUUCUCCUAAAGGCGAGGACGUGGAGAAGCGGAGUGAGGCUGAUUAUUCAUCAACUGCGCCGGCAUUGUGUAUACCGUUCUCUGUUGGUUCUACAUCGGUAUUAAAUGUUACGAACUUAGGUCGUCUGAAGGAAUCGGUAACUCCAUACAUUCCAGUGCAGAAUUUGUUGGAGGUGGAUACAAGGGGAUGGAGAACAUAGGAAGUGGAUUCACAUUCGUAUUUCUGCUUGGAGGAUCUGUGGGAAUCUUUUAAUGAGUGGAGUGUUUAUGGAGCUGGAGUGCCUUUAUUAUUAAACAGGAGAGACCCAAUUGAACAAUAUUAUGUUCCAUUUUUGUCGGGCAUGCAGCUGUAUGUAGACCCAUCCAAGCCUUCAUCUGAACUCAGAGGGCCCCAUGAGGAGGGUGAUGCUGAGUUACAUAGAUUGCCAAGUAUUUUUGGCAUCAUAGAUCCUGAAGCAGAUAGGAGAGCAAAAUCCGUUUCAGAUCUGAACAUCCAGCGACUGAAUAUGCUCUCACCGGGAGAGAAGUUUGUCAAAGGCUCUUCUGGUUCUGAAGCUGAUAUUGCUAAUUCACCUGGACGAACCUUAUUCCAGUUUUUGGAACAUGAACAACCGCAUAACUGCAGACCACUAACUGAUAAGAUAUCAGCUCUUCCGUCCCAAUAUCCAGAACUGAGGAAGUGCAGGAGCUGCGAUCUACUUCCAUCAAGUUGGAUUUGUGUAGCUUGGUAUCCAAUCUAUAGAAUUCCCAUUGGCCCAACACUAAGAGAUUUGGAUGCAUGUUUCUUGACAUUCCAUUCCUUGUCAACUCAAUCUAGAAGUAAUACUCCACCUGGUUUCAUGCUGCAAAUACUAGAACGGUCCACGGCAUUGUCGAUCCAACUCCAAAGUUUUCAUUACCAGUCUUUAGACUUGCCUCAGACAACCUGAAAGGUUCAAUCGUGAGUCCUUCUGGACCCCAAGAAUGUGAGCAAGAGAAUUCUCUUUUGCAAUCUGCCGACAAUUGGCUUCGACAUUUGCAGGUUAUUCUCCCUGAUUACCAAUUCUUCCAUGCUUACUACUCUCAUUGGAGAUGAUCUGAUCCUAGAGUUAAGUGAAAGUUUUGGAAACUGCAACUGCUGUAGAAAAUUCAUUCAGUCACACCACCACAUAUCCCGGCAAACUAUUGUGCAGUCUCUAAGCUUGGUGAUAUUAGUAUUGUAAAAUUGGUUAAAAAAACAUUAUUUCCAGUAGACUAGGGUAAUGAAUAGAAAGUUUUUGGAGAAGGUGGUAAUUUCACAGAGAUGAUAUCCUCACAGUAGUCAAAAUGUUUAAUUUUUGGUGAUACUAGUAAUUUAGCAUUAGUUUGGAUGGCUGACUAUGGUAAAGUCACCAGCUACAAAUCACAAUCAUGAUAGUGAUGAAAACUUGAAACAUCUGUAAUCUAUACUUUAGGAGAGAAUAUAUAAAACUUACACCCUUUUCUACAGCUUUUAUAAUAGUGAUUAA
Molecule: messenger RNA, 1856 nt
Organism: Sesamum indicum (sesame)
Lineage: Eukaryota; Viridiplantae; Streptophyta; Magnoliopsida; Lamiales; Pedaliaceae
Source: RefSeq, a predicted model, not a curated record